AUGUUCUGCAUCUUUGAGUUUAUUUUCACCCCUCUGCCCACCUCUGCGCUGGUGUUCUUGUUCGGGCUGGCUGCAGCCGCCUUGCUUUAUCUGAACACCAGACCCAAGCCUUUACGAUCACCAGUAGAUUUAAACAGGCAGACAGUGGGCGUUGCGGGCGGAGCUAGAAAGAAUGCAAUGCUCAAAGAUGACAACUUGAUUUCCUGUUUGCAUGAAGACGCCAAGACUCUUUAUGAGGUUUUUCAAAGAGGAUUACACGUCUCAGGAAAUGGACCUUGCCUGGGGUACAGAAAACCAGGGAAGCCCUACCAGUGGCUUAAAUACAAACAGGUUUCGGACAGGGCUCAAUAUUUAGGUUCCGGACUUCUCCACAAAGGCCUGGAACCCUCAACGAAAUCCUUCAUUGGCAUCUUGGCUCAGAACCGACCAGAGUGGAUUAUCUCCGAACUGGCCUGCUAUACAUAUUCCAUGGUGGCAGUUCCUCUGUAUGAUACACUUGGUCCUGAGGCUCUUGUCUUCAUCAUUAACAGAGCAAAUCUAUCUACAGUCAUUUGUGACAAGCAGGACAAAGCUGAGAUACUCCUCACUAACUGUGAGAAAGGCCUCACCCCUGUGCUCAAAACUAUCAUUAUUAUGGACCUGUUUGAUGCUGCUCUGACUGAAAGAGCCUCCAAGUGUUCAUUGGAAGUUGUGAGUCUAGUGGACAUGGAGACUCUGGGAAAGGAUCAUCUUCAUAAGCCAGUGCCACCAAAACCAGAAGACUUGAGCAUUGUGUGCUUUACUAGUGGAACUACUGGUGAUCCAAAAGGAGCCAUGUUAACACAUGAAAAUGUAGUUUCAGAUGCCGCUAGUUUUGUGAAAAGCUUUGAGAGUGCCUUCACAGCACUCACCACUGAUGUGUCCAUUUCAUUCCUGCCGCUGGCUCACAUGUUUGAAAGAGUUGUGCAGACAGUGCUGUAUGGUGCCGGAGGACAGGUGGGAUUUUUUCAGGGGGAUAUCAGGCUGCUCCCUGAUGACAUGAAAACCCUGAAGCCUACAGUUUUUCCAGUGGUUCCACGUCUUCUCAAUCGGGUGUAUGACAAGGUUCAGAGUGGGGCCCAGACUCCAUUCAAGAAAUGGCUGCUGAACUUUGCUAUUAAAAUGAAACAUGCAGAGGUGAAGCAGGGCAUCAUCAGAAACAACAGCAUCUGGGACAAGCUCAUCUUUCACAAAGUGCAGGAGUCUCUCGGGGGGAAAGUGAGAGUGUUGGUGACAGGUGCUGCUCCUAUUUCUCCCUCUGUGCUCAGCUUUCUCAGAGCGUGUCUUGGUUGCCAGAUUUUUGAGGCAUACGGCCAAACUGAGUGCACUGCUGGCUGCACUAUCUCUCUGCCUGGAGACUGGACUGCUGGACAUGUUGGUGUACCCGUGCCAUGCAACAUAGUCAAACUAGUGGAUGUUGAGGAGAUGAAUUAUUUUGCAUCUAACAAUGAAGGAGAGGUUUGUAUAAAAGGAAAGAAUGUGUUUUGCGGCUAUUUGAAUGACCCAGAGAGGACAGCAGAGGCCCUCGACAAAGACGGCUGGCUACAUACUGGAGACAUCGGCAAAUGGCUCCCAAGUGGGGUUCUGAAGAUCAUUGACAGAAAGAAGAACAUUUUCAAACUGGCCCAAGGAGAGUACAUUGCUCCUGAAAAGAUUGAAAAUGUUUACAUUCGCUGUGCUUCUGUUGCACAAAUAUUUGUUCAUGGGGACAGUUUGCAGUCUUGUUUAGUGGCUGUAGUGGUACCAGAUGCUGAGGUGCUACCUGGUCUGGCUGAGAAGCUUGGAGUUAAGGGUUCAUUCGAGGAACUGUGUAAAAACCAGCAAAUUAAAAAAGCCAUCCUGACUGACCUCAUCAAGCUGGGAUGUGAAGCAGGACUCAAAUCCUUUGAACAAGUAAAAGAGCUGCACCUCCAUCCUGAACCAUUCAGCAUAGAGAAUGGUUUCCUCACUCCAACACUGAAGGCUAAGAGAGCUGAUCUGAGCAAAUUUUUCAAGCAUGAGAUUGAGAGUCUCUACGCUACACUGCAGUGAUGAUACUAUGAGAACUUCAGGUCAUGGUUUCAGUUCCUGUGUCUUCUCAACCUCUGGAAAAUGUACUCCAUGAACUAUUUAGAUCUCAUCCACAGUUUGGUGAUAAGUGGAUCAGCUUGAAUCUGUCCAUCAGGUCUUGUCUAAAAGUGUAUGAUGCAAAGCUUGAAAAUUUGAAUGUUAUGGAAUUAUGAAGCAUCAUUUCAGUUUGUUAUUUUAUAUUAAAAGACCCACACACUAUAUUAUUGUACAGAGCGAAACGGUUUACUGCGAGA
This is a messenger RNA of Trichomycterus rosablanca, 2321 nucleotides long. It is a transcript of the gene acsl5, whose product is annotated as acyl-CoA synthetase long chain family member 5. The record is from RefSeq and is a predicted model, not a curated record. The transcript has 20 exons. Lineage: Eukaryota; Metazoa; Chordata; Actinopteri; Siluriformes; Trichomycteridae. Gene Ontology annotation, molecular function: arachidonate-CoA ligase activity. Gene Ontology annotation, biological process: long-chain fatty-acyl-CoA biosynthetic process; positive regulation of long-chain fatty acid import across plasma membrane; long-chain fatty acid metabolic process. Bases 1 to 2049 code for a protein of 682 amino acids. Gene Ontology annotation, cellular component: endoplasmic reticulum; membrane; mitochondrion.